Messenger RNA from Zeugodacus cucurbitae (melon fly), 2077 nucleotides. RefSeq lists its product as uncharacterized. Lineage: Eukaryota; Metazoa; Arthropoda; Insecta; Diptera; Tephritidae. The record is from RefSeq and is a predicted model, not a curated record. The transcript has 5 exons. The coding region runs from base 129 to 1961 and encodes 610 amino acids.
ACUCAUUGAAAGUACCUGAUUAUUACUUUCAGGCUGUCAUAAUUGUUUUACAAAAUUUUAAAUGUUAUUCUUUGAAUAAGCUGAUUAAAACAAAAUUUUGGAUCGAAUAAAAUGUGCUGUCCUAUAAAAUGGUUUUUGAUUUAAAAACUGCCAAUAACCUUCCACAAUCCAGCACAAGCAGUUGCACGGAUUAUUUUUAUGAUGGAUGCCAUAGUAAAAGUCAAAAUAAUUGCCACAUUCAAUACCAAAAUUGCCAAUGUCGUCCCUGUUGUAUAAAUUCUGUGAUAAACGAUCACACCUAUUCACUGUUAAAAAAAAUUUGCAGAAAAGUAUUUAGAGAUUACAAUCGACAAAAGAGCCGAGAGAAGUAUACAAUUUUCGACGGAGGAAACAGCGUUAAUGUCAGAAUACAUCGAUCAUCCUUUGUGCCAGGAGAAGACGGCAAAUGUAAGCCUCUACAUGCUGACUCCAGUUUAUCAACCCUUGGUGGAACCAGACGGAAAUAUGGUAAAGAUAGAGAUAGAAAAGAUGACAACAUCUCAGAAAAAAGUGGAAAAGGUGCUGGUAUAAGAAAAAAUGGGGAAAAGGGUAGAUUUCGGCGAAGUGAUGAAAUUAUUGAUACGAAACGCGAUAGAAAAAAAAGAGGACAAGAUAAUGAAGAUGAAAAAUAUGGAAAAGGACGAAAAGGAAAGGAAAAAGGUAAAGGGUAUGACGAUGAUAGCGACGAUACAAAAAGGCGCCAAAAGCGUAGAGGAAAGGGAGAUGAUGACGAUUAUUAUGGUGAUAGUAAGAAGAAAAAAGAAAAAAUAGGUAAAAGUAAACUAACUGAGGAUGGCGAGAAACGAAGUGCAUCCCAGAGCGGAAAAGCAACAUCUGGAAGAAAAAAGUAUGGUGUUCAUGGUGAUGGUGAUAGAAAGGACAGUGAAUCGCUUGAUGAUAAAAUAAGCAAGAAAAAAUCAGACAAAAUGAAAAAAAAUAGAGGAAGCGAAGAUAACGAUUAUGAUAGUUCUCGAAAUAUAGAAAAAUUAGAUAAAAGAAGUAAAAAACGUGAUGGUGAUGAAGAAAGUAGAACUGGAGCUAAAGAAGGAAAGAAUAAGCAGCAAAGAGGAAGUAAAGAAGAUGAAAAACGUAGCAAGGACAGGGAUGGUGGGAAAAUGCGAGAUGGAGUUUCUAGAGAUGACGGUAAAGACAGCAGAGAUCGGGAUUAUCAAGGAAAUACUAGCAAAGAUGCAGGAAAAAGUAGACGUGAUCGCGAAGCCCAAAACAAAGAUGGUGUUAAUAAGGCCGAUUACGGUCCAAAAGGCGAGAACAAGAGUGGCAAAGAACGUGAUCAUCAAGAUAAAGUUGGCAAGAUUAUGAGAUAUAAAGAUAAUCGAUAUUCCAGUACUAGAUAUGACCAUAACGGGAGCAAAAGUGGCGGAUAUCGCGAUAAUCAAAUGAAAGGUAGCAAGUAUGGCGAACAAAGAGAUGACCGGUAUUCCAGUGCGAGGAAAGAUCAUGAUGCCGAUCGUAAAAGAAAAGAUGUAGCUGAUUUACCCGUUAUAUCGGAUUUACGUACUAAAGUUCGUAAAGGACAUGACGUAAUGCCUGUUCGUAAGUCUCGAAUUGGAGCAAAUGGGUAUCGUUCAAGUGCACUUAAAGAAGGAGGGCGCAAAAGGAAAGUAAGCAAGCACGGACUUAUCAAAGGUAGUAAAGAUCGCAUUAAUGAACGAUUCGGGACUAGAAGAAGGAGGAAAUCCCGAUCAGGCAGAGGACGUAGAACUCAUUUUGGCACAUAUCGCGGUUAUGGCAUUGGGGUCUCAAGUCGUUGCGAUGAAAUUAGGCCAUGUGAUAUACUACGUGCUCAUAUGGAACAACGUGAACUUUGUGAAAGACGAAGAAAUUGUUGCCUUCAAUGUUCCUGUGACUGUAGUGCUGUUUACUGCCCAGUUCCAUCUACUAUUUGUUCCCGCUUAUGUUAGAAUAUCUCUUCAAAUUUUAUAUUAUGUAUUGUAAUAGCUACACUUUCCAUCUCUAUAAAAUAAAUUAUUAGUGACCUAGGUUACAAUAUAUAUAUUUAAAUAUGGUUAGUAUUUGA